UCAAUGCCAACCUCUUCCUCCCCCAAGCCAAUGUAGCUUUUGCACUUUCUGUAGAAUCGCAGCUCAGACUCUUUGGAAUCUACGGUUACCUUGGAUGCGAAUCUAAGCAUCCAAACACUCCAAUCAUCAAAAUCAAAAUCACCUAUCAACACCCACAUAGAUUCCCCCAAUCCAGAACUCAAAAAAUCUCAUCCAAACAUGCAUCUAUCAUACCCCCACUUCACCUCAAAGCCCACCAUCCCUUCAAUCACAACCACUCAUUCUCACCUCAGAACCCCAUUCCAAACCCUCCCCAUGUCCCACUUCCCAAAACCCCACACCCUCAAUCCCAUCCCCAAUCCACCCAAAUCCCCAUCUUUCCUCCCAAGCUGCAGAAUCCAAAGCAGGUCCACAACCCCCAUCAGCUCGGAUGAUUCUAAUCCUAACACAAAUCCAACAUCUGAAGUGAAAGAAGCUGAUGGAAAGAACUUUUGGGGUGCUGUUAGUUUGAUCAUAGGCACUGCUGUGGGACCUGGAAUGCUAGGCCUUCCAUCUGCAACCAUCAAAUCAGGCCCACUUCCAUCCACCAUUGCCAUCAUCCUCUCAUGGGUCUAUGUCAUUUCCUCCAUUCUUCUUGUUGCAGAGCUCAGCUUUGCAGCCAUGGAAGAAGAUGGGGUUGAGGAGGUGAGCUUCACUGGCCUAGAUCAAUGCAUGGGCAGCCGUGCUGGCGCCUUUGUAGCGGUCAUCUACGCCUGCUUGAGCUUUUCCCUUUUGGUCGCUUGCGUGUCCGGCAUUGCUUCUCUCGUUGUUCAGUGGUUCCCGUCGGUGAAUUUGAUCGUGGCCAACGCCAUUUUUCCAUGUAUCACCGGAGCUGUUAUUGGGUUCUUCCCAUUCAAGGCCAUCGAUGCAGCGAACAGGCUGUUAUGCAUUCUCAUGCUUCUCUCCAUAACCGCACUCGUUGCGGUCGGUUCGUCCGUUGGAAGAACCAAUGUACUGAGUUCCUUUGGUUAUGCUUCGUGGAGCCCGGCUACGAUCUUACCAGCAAUACCGGUAACGGUUCUCACUCUGGGUUUCCAUGUAAUUACCCCUUUUGUUUGUAAGAUUGUGGGGAAGACGGCUUUUGAAGCACGAAAAGCAAUACUGUUUGGAGGUGCAGUUCCAUUGGUUAUGGUCUUGGCGUGGAAUGUGGUUGUUUUGGGGCUUGCUGGUACUAAUAAGGUGGCUUCUGAAGAUCCUAUUCAGCUUCUGCUCUCUGUGAAUUCCUCUGCUCUACCUGCAGUUCAAGGUUUUGCAUUUUCGGCCUUAGCAACUAGCUUGAUUGGUUAUGCCGUUAGCUUCCCCAAACAGCUCGUUGAUACAUUGGAUUUGAUCUUUCAAACAGCUGAUGCGAAACAGAUGAAGGGUUCUUUAGUGGGAGUUUCAAGUCCUUACGAGGGUGGGCGAGUUGGAUUUGCAGUUUCUUCAAGGAGCCAGAAAGGGAUUCCCGGGAAGACUUCUUUUUCUGGCUCUAUGUCAUCAUUAGAUUUGAGAAAAGAAGUUUCGAUUGGAGACUCGACGGAUGAUUUUAGCUAUCAAAGUAACGUGUUUGUGACACCCCUUGUGAUUGGUUCUGCAGUCCUCGUUGCUUCUUAUUUCCGCACGGCUUUUUCUUCUGCACUUAAUUUUGCUGGAGUGUAUGCCAACUGCUUUCUGUUCGGGAUCUUACCACCGGCAAUGGCUUGGAUUCAUCGUUCCAAGAAGAAAUUGAGAUCAUGCAGCUCUGGAGAUGUGAGCUUACUGCCUGGCGGAGAUGGUGCUCUUUUGAUACUCUUUGCCAUUGCUGUUAUACUUGGAAUUUGGCACUAGAUGACUACCCACAUGCCAACUGACCAAGAAAGCAUUUUUCUCAGUCUUAACAACUUGAGAUUGAGCAUCUUUAAUUCAUCUCAAUUGAUCAUGGAACAAACUUAUAUAUUGUGAUGAUUGCUCCAGUUCUUCUGGUUUUGACUCUUUCAUUGCAUGAAAAGGUAAAAAAUCUUCAUAUUCACAAUAUCCAUAUCUCCUAAUGAUGUAAAAACUUCUAAAAUCAUGCUUUUUGACCUGUGGGUUGCGACGGCAGUUGGUGUCCUAGUCGAUAUAUGACAAGAACAUUCAAGUCCAAAGCAACUCAUAUUUUUGACUCAUGCUAGUUUUGGAGUUUCAAAUUGUCUGAUUUCAUUGGCUAUCUGAUGAUUUUAGUAAUUCAAAUUCUGAAAUUACAGCAA
This is a messenger RNA of Magnolia sinica, 2222 nucleotides long. RefSeq lists its product as uncharacterized. Lineage: Eukaryota; Viridiplantae; Streptophyta; Magnoliopsida; Magnoliales; Magnoliaceae. Gene Ontology annotation, biological process: amino acid transmembrane transport. The record is from RefSeq and is a predicted model, not a curated record.